AUGGUUAAUUUUGAGAUUUCCCAACCCAUUUCUGUCCCUGAGCAAACCAACGUUGUAUCAAGCAUUGUAUCUGGAUACACCUCUGAAGAAAACACAGCCACAAUUGAUAACCAAACUGUGGAUGCCUUCAAUAAUGGUGACAAUGAUAAUGAUCAGCCCAUGUAUGAUGCCAAUCUUGAUUAUGCCAUGGAUGACGUCCACGUCGAAACCUCUCCUCUGAUAUUUGAUUUCAGUCAACCUACUCCCAUUCUUAACAAUGACAACACAAAAAAUCUUGAGUUCAUUAAGAUAAUCAAGGAUUUUGGAAUUUCGCAUGAAGUACAUGAAAUGAUUGCUUGUCAUUUCAACAAGAUUCUAGAGACAUUUAAUGACAUAACAUACAGAGCAUGCUCUUCAUAUCUUGGAGAUAAACGUUUUGAGAGAUUUUCUUCUGUAAAAGGAGAUAAGUAUGACAUCUGCCAUAAUGAUUGUAAACUUUACAAUGACAGUCAUGAGACAGUGUGUCUUAAUUGUGGUGAGGCACAUUAUAAAAACAAUGCCAAAGACAAAGACGGAUUGUCAAUCCCUGUCAAAACAAUGAUUCAGAUCCCUUUGGCUAGACAGCUUGCUCUCUGUUUGGCCAAUGACACUACAAGAAAUGAGAUGAUGUAUCGUCAUAACCAUCAGUCCAGUCAAAAUGGAAGCAAAUCUGAUAUCUUUGAUGGCCAAGCUUAUGAAUUGAUCAAGCAUCUUUUUUCUGAUGAGAAUGAUAUCACCAUUUCGUUGUCAGUUGAUUGCUUUGCUCCACACAAGGUUUCUGGUUUGGUGACUAUUUUACAUGCCACCAUGCUCAACCUUCCUCCAAUGAUCCGUUACAAGUGCAAGCAAAUGAUUCAGAUCACAAUGAUCCCUGCCACAACUGUACCUGCCAACUUCUGA
This is a messenger RNA of Phycomyces blakesleeanus NRRL 1555(-), 918 nucleotides long. RefSeq lists its product as hypothetical. The transcript has 3 exons. The record is from RefSeq and is a predicted model, not a curated record. The coding region runs from base 1 to 918 and encodes 305 amino acids. NCBI's taxonomy places the organism in Eukaryota, Fungi, Mucoromycota, Mucoromycetes, Mucorales, Phycomycetaceae.